UCGAAUAUUCCACAUGCUCGCCCUCACUCUCUCACUCUCUCUCUCUCUCUCUAGAAGCAAGCUGCAAACUCAGCCUUUCGGUGAUAGAUAGAUGCAGUCAAGGCUCUCACGGACCGACGAUUUUCUCUCUAUCUUGAUACUGAGCUGCAUUUCUUUCAAUUGGAUCUAACUUCCUCUUCCAGCUCAUUUUUAACUAGAGUGCCAUAUGUCCGAGGAAACCAUUGCCAAGCUUGUUCUGUCAGAUGAUUUAUUGUAGACACUUCACCCUUGACCAGAGCCACCAUGGGCGUCUGUCUGGUCAAAUUUUCUGGCUUGUUGGUUCUUCACGUUCUACUUCUUUGUCUGGCAAUCAAUAAAAGCACUGGCCUCACCUCUGAUGGUGAGGCACUUCUAAGCUUUAGGAUGGCAGUUUCCAGUUCUGACGGUGUCAUCUUUCAGUGGAGACCAGAGGAUCCAAAUCCUUGUAACUGGACUGGAGUGGUCUGUGAUUCAAAAACGAAGCGAGUUAUCUCAUUGAAGCUUGGAAGUCACAAGCUGAGUGGGUUCAUUGCACCUGAACUUGGGAAGCUAGACCAAUUAAAGACCCUAAUUCUUUCGGACAACAACCUAUAUGGAACAAUACCAUCAGAACUGGGAAAUUGCUCGCAGUUGCAGGGAAUGUUCUUGCAAAGAAACUACCUAAGCGGAGUGAUUCCCUUUGAGCUGGGAAACCUUUCUGAGUUGGAAAUGUUAGAUGUUUCAAGCAACUCACUUAGUGGAAAUAUUCCAACAUCCCUCGGGAAUUUGGAUAAGCUCGCUAUUCUCAAUGUGUCAUCAAAUUUUUUAAUUGGACCAGUACCUUCUGAUGGUGUUCUUUCCAAGUUUUCAGAGUCUUCCUUUGUUGGAAAUCGUGGUUUAUGUGGCAAACAAGUUAGUGUCACUUGCAAAGACAACAACACUGGAUCUGGAUCAAAUUCUGAAUCCCCAGGCUCAGGCCAAAAUCAAAUGAGGAAGAAGUACUCUGGUCGACUACUCAUAAGUGCAUCAGCUACAGUGGGGGCACUACUACUUGUUGCUCUCAUGUGUUUCUGGGGCUCCUUUCUUUUUAAAAGAUUUGGAAGAAAUGAAAAGAAGGGUCUUGCAAAGAAUGUCGGUGGAGGCGCAUCAGUUGUGAUGUUUCAUGGAGACUUGCCAUACUCUUCAAAAGACAUUAUGAAGAAGUUGGAAACCUUGAAUGAGGAACACAUCAUCGGUUCUGGGGGUUUUGGAACAGUUUACAGACUUGCAAUGGAUGAUGGCAAUGUAUUUGCUUUGAAAAAUAUUGUAAAGAUAAAUGAGGGGUUUGAUCACUUUUUUGAGAGGGAACUUGAAAUUCUUGGAAGCUUAAAGCAUCGGUACCUUGUUAAUUUGAGAGGAUAUUGCAAUUCUCCCACAUCGAAAUUGUUGAUUUAUGAUUACCUAUCUGGGGGCAGCCUUGAUGAGGCCCUUCAUGAAAGAUCCGAGCCAUUAGAUUGGGACACACGCUUGAAUAUUAUAUUUGGAGCAGCAAAAGGGCUUGCCUAUCUGCACCAUGAUUGUUCACCCAGAAUCAUACAUCGGGAUAUCAAGUCGAGCAACAUAUUACUUGAUGGCAAUCUGGAUGCUCGAGUUUCUGACUUUGGACUUGCUAAGCUUCUGGACGAUGAUAAAUCUCACAUUACAACCAUUGUUGCCGGAACAUUUGGUUAUUUGGCCCCUGAAUACAUGCAAAGUGGUAGAGCAACGGAAAAGACCGAUGUAUAUAGUUUUGGAGUCCUGGUACUUGAAGUACUGAGUGGAAAACGACCGACAGAUGCAUCAUUUAUUGAGAAAGGCCUGAACAUUGUUGGCUGGCUAAAUUUUCUUCUCACAGAGAAUAGGCAACGAGAAAUAGUUGAUUCACAAUGUGAAGGAGUACAGACAGAAACUCUUGACGCAUUGCUCAGGCUUGCUAUUCAGUGUGUUUCUUCUAGUCCAGAUGAUCGGCCGACCAUGCACCGAGUCGUCCAGUUCUUUGAGUCUGAGGUUAUGACCCCAUGCCCAAGUGACUUCGAUGAUUCCAAUUCUGAUUAACAGUAGUUUUUGAGAAGCACAAAGCAUGGUGGAGUUCGUUUCAUUGCAGAAGUAGUACCAACAUCCAGGUGUGGUCUGUCUCUCUCUCUCGAUUUCACUUAUGCUGCCUGCUAUUCAUUAUAGAUAAUUAGAAGCUGCUCUCUACCAUUGCCAUCCAUUUGUUCUUCUCUUGUGAGUAGUUUCAUCAAAUUCUUAAUGAUCCCUAUGGUCCCUUUUACUAUUUAAUGAUGAUAUGUGCUUUAUUGUGCAUGAUUCUUACGUACGCCCAAGUUAGAGAAAAUUCCACUAGUAAUUUCCACUUCUUCCUUAAUUGUAAUUUCGUCUGUCCUCGUUUGGUAUUUGAUUGAACAUGAGCGUCUGUACAAAAUCAAAUUGCUCCUUAAGUUAUUCUUCACUUUCCUUCUUUCUCUGUAAAGUGUGAUUUUAUUUAAUGAAUCAGCACAUUGUAUUAUCUAAGAACAAUCUUAUGAGUCUUGUAGUCUAUAGCUUUCAUUUG
Cucurbita pepo subsp. pepo (vegetable marrow) is the source of this 2566-nucleotide messenger RNA. RefSeq names its product LRR receptor-like serine/threonine-protein kinase FEI 1. Gene Ontology annotation, molecular function: ATP binding; protein binding; protein kinase activity. NCBI's taxonomy places the organism in Eukaryota, Viridiplantae, Streptophyta, Magnoliopsida, Cucurbitales, Cucurbitaceae. The record is from RefSeq and is a predicted model, not a curated record. Gene Ontology annotation, biological process: protein phosphorylation.